Molecule: messenger RNA, 1630 nt
Organism: Stylophora pistillata
Lineage: Eukaryota; Metazoa; Cnidaria; Anthozoa; Scleractinia; Pocilloporidae
Molecular function (GO): carbohydrate binding
Source: RefSeq, a predicted model, not a curated record
CUCGAUCAAAAGGCCAUUCCAAACAUUCAAACCGAUGGUGGCAGCCAGUGUAUCCAUCGUUAUUUACUCGCCCGUUUCAGAAGGUAAAAAACGAGUUUGACUGACUAUGGUUUAGUGACGAAAAUUCUGUCUUCAGUCCAGUAAGUAUUGGGUAGCUCUGUGCCAGUGAGUAAACCUUAAAAGUCCUAGGAACUUGGUCGUUUAAGAAACUUUUAAGCGCGGAACGCUGUGGCUAUUUGAUUUGUUUUCCUCUCACGCUGGUAGAUCAAACCGCCAUGGGAUAUUUCAGGGUCAUACUGUUUAUGCAACUGGUGGCCGCUGUAAAAGUAAAGCUUGUUCAUAUACCGAGAGAACAAUGGCCGAGACUUGGCGACCAAAUAACCCAGGAUAUUCUGGAUUCAAUUCAAACAUUUGAUCUACUCAACCAAGAACUAUCCAUGGGAUUUUUCGUAAGAGGAGUCGCGGGCCCCCAGGGACCUCCGGGACCGAAAGGUCCCCUUGGUAGUUCCGGAAUCUCGGGACCAGCUGGCAUGCCAGGAUGGCCCGGUCCCCCGGGGAAACAUGGCCAGGUUGGGUUGCCAGGACCACCCGGACCUCCAGGACCACAGGGACCCCCAGGGGUAAAAGGAGGAACGGGAUUCGGAGGCUUGCCAGGACAGGUCGGAAUGCCCGGAGUCCCUGGAUAUCCAGUGUGGAAGAUAACAACGGAUAUUUACACUCCGCUAUAUACAGUGCAAACGAACGUGACCAUCGUGUGUGUUGGUGAUCGUGCGUUAUUGCAAUGCAGUCCUGGCAAACGAGUGAAAGUAACGCAAGCUCGGUGGGAAGAGGGCAACUCCGUGACAUGCACCAAUUCUGCACCUGCCGAUUUGUCUACUUCUACGCUGAACUCAAAUACCCCAGAUCAAAGUCAUGUGACCGACCUAAUAAGGAAGCGUUGCGCAAAGCAACCAUACUGCGAUGUGCAAGCAAGUGCACCAUUCUUUCAAAAAGUUCCGAGCUCGUCUAGAUAUCUAAAACUGUGGCACGAAUGCAUUCCUGAUGUCUCUGGGGUGAUUUUACCAACACGGAAAUCAAGAAGGGAAAGAAUCGACCCCAAUAUCCAAAAGAGAGAUUUCUCUCUUCGAUCAGGUGAUGGCAAAAGCACUGAGUCCGAACCAGUCAAGUGGUACACCGAAGGCUUAGUAACUAGUGCCUCUCGCAAUUUCAGUGGUGGCACCGUAAAAGAAAAUGCGUACAAGGGCAAAAGCAACGAGCAAAUCUCAUCUAAAAGGAAUGAAUCAGCAGCAGGGAAGGAAAAGAGAAGUGAGGGUGGCUACGAGAGUGCACAGUUAGCGCAGGUGUUGGAUGAACUGAUGCGACCACCCUCUGUAUACACGUAACUUAGAGAUUGAAAAGCGAUCUAGUUGUAUAACCAUUGUUAUUAAUAACUGAUUGUUCUUGAUAUAUCGAUAGGAGAAUUAAAAGCAUGCUCAAAAAAAAAAAAAAAAAAAAAAAAAAGAAACAUUUGAGAGACAUCCCACUAAAUUUGUGCACUAAUUUCUCUAUAAACGCCCAGCCAUGGUGUAGUUGUUAUAUAACCUCUAAAUUUUAACGCUCGGGUAUGUCCAUACAUUUGACCAUUUAACAA